GUUAGACCGAUGCGAUUUGGCUUUCCUUGACACUGUGCCAAUUCUUAAUGUUUUGAGGCACUCCAGUGCAUGGAUUUCAGGUCACGACAAUGUCUAACCCAAAAAUGUGUUUUAUGUGCCUUCAACCAGCCAAAUUAAGAUGUGAGGAAUGUGAGGCAGACAUUUGGUAUUGUGGGCACACACACGGUAAUUACCAUCGCCUUGAUGGAUCAAGCCAAUGCUCUCCAGUAAUGAUUUCCUUCCAGGAAGGGAUUGGACGGUGUCUUCUGGCAAGUAGAAAUAUCAUUGCAGGAGAAGUCAUAUUUUUCGAGCACCCCAUCGUGGUUGGACCAAAUAAUGUGACCGCGCCACAAUGCCUCAUCUGCAACUCAAAGAUAACCGAAACUGAGAUCGUGUGCUCUUGCAACUAUCCAAUGUGUUCAAAAAUAUGUCAAGAUCUUCAUGAGGGCAAAAGAGAGUGCCAGAUCCUGGGUGACAUCAAAUUAGAUCUCAAUUAUGAACUCAUUUUACCCCUGAGAUUGCUUUUGACGCAAGAUCAAGAUCAUCGUGCAUUUUUGGGAACACUGAUGAAUCACGUUGAGGAAAAACAGCAAAACAAAGAGAAUUGGAUGCAUUUGAAACAUAGUGUGAUUGAGCCGUUGGUCCAAGCCUUUCAAGGGACAAUCUCAGAAAUAGCAGUGACAGAAGCUCUAGGUGUGGUGGAAGUGAACAAUUAUGAGAUUUACAACCCUUUAGAUUGCGGAUAUCGCGGGAUAUUUCCCAUGACGUCACUUAUGACACACUCUUGCGCACCAAAUUCCAGGCAUGCCAUGGAAAAGAAAUCACCAUGGUCGAAUCGAUGCAUUGCCACUGUGGAUAUACCCAAAGGACAAGACAUCACCACUACUUAUGUUCCGUUGAUCCUCAGCACCCAACAAAGAAGAUCAAAAUUGAGAGAGAGUUGGUAUUUCGAUUGCAUGUGCUCGCGAUGUCAAGAUCCAACAGAAUUCGGAUCUAAUCUGGCUGGAAUACUGUGCAGCAAAUGCUCAAAAAAAUCAUUUCUAUUGCCCGCCAACCCGCUGAAUUUUGAUUCGGUUUGGCUUUGUGUCUCUGAGGUUUGUGAUAAUGAGCUGACUCGUGAUCAAAUCGCUCAGAUUCUCGAUUCUCUCGUUGAGCGCAAAGAUUCCUUGGACCGCAGCGAUGUGCACGAAUUCAUCAAUUUCUUACACGAAUCUGAAAACAUCCUCCAUAUCAACCACUAUAUCCUCAAUUCAUUACGACGAUGGAUAGUGUCGCUAUUUUGUCGCACCACAAAAGGUAACCCUGAUCCGGAAGCGAUAACCGUCAGCAUGCUGGAAGCCAAGGUGAUGAUUGCUGACAAAUAUUUGUUUGUCUUGAAUAAGAUCGAACCGGGAUUAACUAGGAAUAGAGGACGGGUUCUGUACGAAAAGGCAGAUGCUCAAGCCAAAUUGGCUAAUAAGAAACUCGAGGGUGGAGAACUCGAUGGUCUCACUUUCUUGGAACUCCUUCAAGACAGCUCUCGUCUGGCCAUGGAAGCAAGCAAAUGCCUUCGAUAUGAUCCCGAGGGCUCGUUUGAAUCCUUCAUUCGAAGCUCGAGCAAUUUUCUGAUCCAAGAGAUUGACCAAUUUCAGAAGUUUUUACUUAUAUAAGACAUGAAUAUACAAAAUGUUAUUGAGCGUU
Tigriopus californicus is the source of this 1680-nucleotide messenger RNA. Its product is annotated as SET domain-containing protein SmydA-8-like. The coding region runs from base 90 to 1649 and encodes 519 amino acids. Gene Ontology annotation, molecular function: protein binding. NCBI's taxonomy places the organism in Eukaryota, Metazoa, Arthropoda, Copepoda, Harpacticoida, Harpacticidae. The transcript is spliced from 6 exons. The record is from RefSeq and is a predicted model, not a curated record.